Messenger RNA from Nestor notabilis (Kea), 4822 nucleotides. It is a transcript of the gene CEP170, whose product is annotated as centrosomal protein 170kDa. Gene Ontology annotation, cellular component: centriole. The record is from RefSeq and is a predicted model, not a curated record. The transcript is spliced from 19 exons. Bases 1 to 4743 code for a protein of 1580 amino acids. Gene Ontology annotation, molecular function: protein binding. NCBI's taxonomy places the organism in Eukaryota, Metazoa, Chordata, Aves, Psittaciformes, Psittacidae.
AUGAGCUUAACAUCCUGGUUUUUGGUUAGCAGUGGAGGCACCCGCCACAGGCUGCCGCGAGAAAUGAUUUUUGUUGGAAGAGAUGACUGUGAGCUGAUGUUACAGUCACGAAGUGUGGACAAGCAACAUGCUGUACUUAACUAUGAUGCCUCUACAGAUGAACACUUGGUGAAGGAUUUGGGCAGCUUGAAUGGGACAUUUGUGAAUGAUGUGAGGAUUCCAGAGCAGACAUACAUCACUCUGAAGUUAGAAGACAAAUUGAGGUUUGGAUAUGAUACUAAUCUGUUUACUGUCGUCAGGGGAGAGAUGAGAGUCCCUGAAGAAGCACUUAAGCAUGAAAAAUUCACAAGCCAACUCCAGUUGUCCCAAAAAUCUUCAGAGGUGGAAGGAUCAAAGCAAACCAGCUCCAAAAGCUCAGAGUCCAAGGUAGCAGAUUCCACAGCUGAAGUGCACCAUAAAACUGCAGAAGCACAGAAAUCUGAAGAGAAAUCAGUGGAUCUUUCUGCCAUGCCUCGUGGGACACCUUUGUAUGGACAGCCAGCCUGGUGGGGUGAUGAUGAAGCUGAUGAAAAAAGUGGCUGUAAGCAGGAUAGCAAACAGGAAGAAAAAACGCAGGAGACAGGGGCUUCAGGAUCCAGCACAGAUGCCAAGCAAGCUGAGGAGCAACCUGCAGCUGCAAGUGAAGAACUUUAUCCUUUCUGUAGGGAGCCAAGUUAUUUUGAAAUCCCUACAAAAGAAUUCCAGCCACCUUCGCAGGUAGCAGAGAGCACUAUUCAUGAAAUUCCAACAAAGGACACCCAAAGCUCCCAUGCAUCAGGUGCAGGACAUGCUUCCUUUACCAUUGAAUUUGAUGACAACACUCCUGGAAAAGUAACAAUCAAAGAUCACGUGACAAAAUUCACGUCAGAACAGCGUCACAAGUCAAAAAAGCCGUCCUCCAGUGGGCAGGACCUGCCUGGGCUUCAAACGGUGAUGAUGGCUGCAGAGAGCAAAGUAGCAGACUGGCUAGCACAGAACAAUCCUCCUAGAAUGAUAUGGGAACCAACAGAGGAGGAUUCCAAAAGUAUUAAAAGUGAUGUUCCAGUGUACUUGAAGAGACUGAAAGGGAAUAAGCAUGACGAUGGUACACAAAGUGAUUCAGAAAAUGCUGGUGCACACCGGCAUUACAGUAAGAGGGAAGCACUUGAAGAACACUUAAGGCAUCAUCACACAGAGCUGAAGAAGUCACAUCAGAAAGUCCAUUCCUCAGAAAAGCAGCAAGAGCAAGCUGGUUUGACUAGCUCAUCGCAUCACAGAGCAGUACAUGGUGUUCAUGCAAAACUUCUAAAACAAAAAUCUGAAGAACCCUCAUUACCUGUCCUACAGGCUGCAUUGUUAAGGAGUUCAGGAAGCCUUGGGCAUAGGCCUAGUCAGAACCAGGAGAUGGACAAAAAGUUGAAAAGCCAGCAUAUUUCUGCUGCUACUGAGAAAGACAAUGAGGAUGACCAGAGUGACAAAGGUACUUACACAAUUGAGUUGGAAAAUCCCAAUUCUGAAGAAAUGGAAGCCCGUAAAAUGAUUGACAAGGUAUUUGGAGUGGAUGACAGCCAGGAUUAUAAUAGGCCUGUUAUCAACGAGAACCAGAAAGAUUUAGUAAAAGAUUGGGCUAUAAAUUCUGCUACAGUAGUGCUGGAAGAAAAAAGACCACUGAGUACAACUGGAUUUCUUGACACAGAGGAAGGUUCUACUGCCCCUGGAAGUAAACGUUGGGUAUCACAGUGGGCCAGUUUGGCUGCUAAUCACACACGUCAUGACCAAGAUGACAUCAGAUUGGAGUCAUCCAUGUCUCUUCCACUAGAAAACGACACAGACAUCAGUGAGUCUGGUAUUUCCGUUAGAAGCACUGGUUCAGCUGCUUCUAUGACCAGCCAAGGUGAGCGAAAGAGGAGGACACUUCCACAGCUUCCCAAAGAGGAGAAAGUGAAUGAAAGCUCAAAAGCAAAACCCACAUCUCAUCAGAGAUCAGAAAUAGGUGAAAAGCAAGACACUGAACUUCAGGAGAAGGAAACUCCAGCUCGUCCCUCAGAUGCCGAUAGCAGAAGUAUAGCCAAGUCAAGCAGAACAAUGAAUGGUCUUUCACCCAAACCUACUGGAGACAAAGUUUUUUCUUUCCCCAGCUCUUCCAGUAAAGAGAGAGUUGAAACUGGCAGAGAAACUUCUGUGGUGAAACAAGCUUUAGCAAAAAUUCAACAACAAGAAAGAAAGGAACAAGGACACUGGACACCCACAAAAUUAUCCUCUACAAAACCUGCUGCAAACCAAGUUGAGAAAGGUAGGGAGGAGAAGACUAUGUCACCCAAAACUUCAGGUAAUCAAGACAAAACUCUUGGACAUGUUACAGAUAAGGCAGAAAUGAAGUUGGUGCAGAGUGAGGGAAAAAGAAGAAAAAAUGAGGAAACUAUUAAAGGACAAACUCCUAAACCAUCUGGAGGAGAAAAAAAGGAAUCUUCAAAACCAUUAGUGAGGCAAGGUAGCUUUACUAUAGAUAAGCCUAGCACAAAUAUACCUAUAGAACUUAUUCCUCACAUUAAUAAGCAAAGUGGAUCUGCUGCCCCUUUAGCAUCUGCAAACAGGAUACGUGACAGAAGUGACUCAAUGGACACCGAUUCCAGUCUAGAUACAACACUCAUUUUAAAAGACACAGAAGCUGUAAUGGCUUUCCUUGAAGCUAAAUUGCGUGAAGAGAAUAAAACUGACGAAGGUCCAGAAACUCCAAGCUACAACAGAGAUAAUUCCAUAUCGCCAGAAUCUGACGUAGAUACAGCCAGCACGAUCAGUCUUGUUACUGGUGACUCUGAAAGGAAAUCCACGCAGAAGCGCAAGACCUUUACAACCUUAUACAAGGAUAGAUGCUCCUCUGGUUCUCCUUCAAAGGAUGUUUUAAAAUCGUCUGCAACAAGUGCCAGAGAAAAGAUGGAAAAGAAAACUAAAAGUCGAUCUUCAGAUGGUGGCUCUAGAGCUGAUGCUCGCAGAGCUGUGCAGUCCAGUGGAAGAAUGAGACAACCAUCAGUAGAUUUGACAGAUGAUGACCAAACAUCUAGCGUACCUCAUUCUGCCAUUUCUGACAUCUUAUCAUCUGACCAGGAAACCUACUCUGGCAAAUCACAUGGAAGAGUUCCUUUUGCCUCAGCAGACGAACUUUUACAUUCCAAGAUGGAAGGAAAGUCAGCUAAAUCAAAAACUUCUGUUGCACUUGGGCAGUCUAGUAAAUCUACCACUCUUCCAAGACCUCGUCCUACAAGGACUUCUCUUUUGCGCAGAGCACGGCUUGGUGAAGCCUCCGAUAGUGAGCUUGCUGAUGCUGAUAAGGCCUCAGUGGCUUCUGAAGUGUCCACUACAAGUUCUACAUCAAAACCUCCGUCAGGGAGGAGAAAUAUUUCCAGAAUAGACUUACUUGCUCAACCCCGCAGAAAUCGACUUGGCUCUUUAUCAGCACGUAGUGAUUCUGAAGCAACAAUAACUAGAAGCACUGCCUCAUCUCGUACCCCAGAAGCUAUUAUCAGAAGUAGUGCAAGGCUAGCAUCAGCAGGAGAUAGUAGUAAAGUUUCUGCUAGAACUCGAGCCAAUAGCAUUUCUCGACUAUCAGAUUCAAAAUCCAAAUCUCUGGCUUCAGCUCAUAAUUCUCCCUCAGUAAGUGCAAGAUGGAGGCGCUUUCCUACAGAUUAUGCUUCCACCUCAGAAGAUGAAUUUGGAUCAAACCGUAAUUCCCCUAAACAUACCCGUCUACGUACCUCUCCAGCCCUGAAAACCACACGACUGCAGAGCACUGGGACAGCAGCUCAAAGUAGCAAUACAUUCAAGCAUAGAAUAAAGGAACAGGAAGACUAUAUUCGUGACUGGACUGCCCACCGAGAAGAAAUAGCAAGGAUCAGUCAAGAUCUGGCUCUCAUCGCACGGGAAAUCAACGAUGUAGCAGGAGAGAUAGAUUCAGUGACUUCAUCAGGCACUGCCCCCAGUACCACAGUAAGCACUGCUGCCACCACCCCUGGCUCUGCCAUAGACACUAGAGAAGAGUUGGUUGACCGAGUAUUUGAUGAAAGUCUCAAUUUUAGAAAAAUCCCUCCACUAGUGCAUUCCAAACCACCAGAGGGGAAUGGUCGGCCUAAUGAUGCCGGACCUCAGCUAACAGGCACCCUUGAUCCCCCCAAAAUUACCCGGAGAAGGACUUGGAGCAGAGAUGAAGUUAUGGGGGACAGUUUGCUCUUGUCCUCAGUCUUCCAAUUUUCUCGCAAGAUAAGACAAUCCAUAGACAAAACAGCUGGCAAGAUCAGGAUAUUAUUUAAGGACAAAGACAGAAAUUGGGAAGAAAUUGAAAACAAGUUGCGAGCUGAAAGUGAAGUUCCUAUUGUUAAAACUUCAAGCAUGGAAAUAUCAUCAAUCUUACAGGAGCUGAAACGAGUUGAGAAACAGCUGCAAGCAAUUAAUUCUAUGAUCGACCCUGACGGUACCCUGGAUGCUCUGAGCAACUUGGGAUUCACCAGCCCCAUCUUACCAGCUCAGCCGAAGGUGAAAUCCAGUCCCGUUUCCCAAAGUACCCGCCCUCAAGUGCAGCCAAACUGCCAGCCUGAAGCUCGGGCUCUUCAACCCUCCACUGGCCCUGUUGCAGCGGAAUUUGAGAAUGCUGAAUCUGAGUCAGAUUUCAGCAUACAUUUCAAUAGAUUUAACCCAGAUGGGGAAGAGGAAGAUGCCACCCUGCGUGAGUGACAUCUCCGUGUUGAUACAAAAACCUUUCAUGUGGAAUGUUUAGGAAUAAAGGAAAAAAUAUAAUACUGGUUUUGUAAUU